Molecule: messenger RNA, 1113 nt
Organism: Physcomitrium patens
Lineage: Eukaryota; Viridiplantae; Streptophyta; Bryopsida; Funariales; Funariaceae
Cellular component (GO): mitochondrion
Source: RefSeq, a predicted model, not a curated record
UCCGGCAGUUUUUAGAGAAACAAGAAUGGGUGUAAAGCGCCAUAUCCAGAUCUGGAAGAAAUAUGAGAGGGAAAUGACUUUGACAAGACGUGAGACUGAGUGUCCGGCUGACUGAUUGCUGGAGCUCAUAAAACUCGAAAAUGCUAUGUCCUGUAAGAGUUGCUCUCAUGACCUUGGCUACCUAUCCUGUGUUCACCGAGGAAAUAUUUGAUUCUGUUCGGAAAUGGAACAUGGAAGCCCUAACUCAAGCCGUGAGAAACUGCAGAAGUAGCGGACAUAAGAAGCUGUAGAAGUUGAAGACACUAAUUCCUUUGAUAUCGAAGCUUUGCGGCGCUCACCCAAGAAACUGGGCUGAGGGAGGCAGAAGCAGAGGCAGAAGGAGAGGAGAUUUCGUGAACGGUAUAAUGAUCGUGGAGCAAGUGUAGUGGGGUUAUAGACGAGCAACUAAAGGAAGACAUGGAAUCUGGAAAUUUCGCAACACAGGAGCAGUCUCAUGUCGAGAAAGAUGUUCUUGCAGCUGGGCGGGCUGCUUGCUACAAGGCACGGGAUGUAUUUUUCAAUUGCGUAGAAGAUGAUUCUGGUCUCACAACAGCAACAGAAAUUGCGUCGGCUGGACUUCUCUACCCAAAGCAGUGCAAACCUGCACGGGCAUCAUACGAGCAGAAUUUUCGGUCGACUUGGGUAAAACAAUUUGACCGUCAGUUUUGUGCUAAGAAGAGAGUGAAGCGCUUAUUAGACACGGGCGAUCGUACUCGCGGCCCCAUUCAUGCACCCGUAAAUAGAGCUGGUUUGCAACCUGAUGAACAUUGACCCCUGGCACCCAUUACUGAUAUUUUUCUAUCAUCAGUUGCUAACUGCCAAGCAAUUCUCAUGCAAGGUUAGAGUGGUUGUGAGCACGUCUGAGCAAAAGAUCAACAUCACAUUGUGCCCAGAGGUAGACUGAUGGUGAGGUUUUAUCGUGACAUAGUUUCAUGGUACUCGUCCUAAACACUGCAUCGUAGUUUGCAAAUAUUGUUUAUUUUGUUUGCACAUUUUUUUACUUAUUUCUGUUGAAUGUACUGGCUCCAAUUUGUAUAUAACAAGGAUCAGCUUGGUGCUGUUGAUUUUGCUGAA